UUCACGAUGGUUUGACGCCGUCUUUGUCCCCUCCGCCAGGCCAACAUGCGAGCCAGGAAGUGCAACAUGGACAAGCAAGAUGACGGACAUGUGAAGGCAAAAUGUAAAGGCUUCAAGGAACUGGAAGAGGAAAGUACAGCACAGCCUAAGAAGAGAAAAGCCAAAGUCCAGCAAGAGGAGAAGCACAGAAAGAUGUCAAAAAUGAAUUUGUCUAAGAAUGAUUUGGUCCAGCUGCUGGGAAUCAUGGAGGGGGAAGUUCAGGCCCGAGAGGACAUCAUCAGCCUGCUGAGGUCAGAGAAAAACCGAGUGGAGAAGUUGGAAUGUCAUUAUGGAUCAGCCAUUCCUGCCAAGGCACUGCAGGCCUUGCAGAGGGACGGCUUGGUAACCCACGACGGCAGCUGUAUGGACGACGUGUACGAGAAGCCGAUGGCCGAGCUGGAGCGUCUUGAGGACAAACAGAAAGAGACGUACCGCCGCAUGUUGGAGCAGCUGCUGCUGGCCGAGAAAUGUCAUCGCCGCACCGUCAUGGAGCUUGACAGCGAAAAGUGCAAGCACGCCGACUUCAUCAACAAAAGUGACGACUUCACCAACCUGUUGGAACAGGAGAGAGAGAGGCUCAAAAACCUGCUAGAGCAGGAAAAGGCCUACCAAACUCGUAAGGAAAAAGAGCAUAGCAGACGCCUGGAGAUGAUCAGUGCGGAGUUGGUCAAGCUAAAGUCAUUCGCCCUCAUGUUGGUGGACGAGCGGCAGCUUCACAUGGAGCAUCUGGCCCUGCAGAGCCAGAAGGUCGAAGAGCUUGCUCAGAAGUCACAAGAAAAAGAGCAGCGGUUGGCAGCAGUCACUGACGCUGCCAACAAAGACAGCCAGAAGGUCCUCAAGCUUGAGGCCGAAUUGGAGCACAGAGUGGCCACAUCUAAACUGGAGCAUGAGGAGAUGACCGCUAAACUUUCCAACCAAGAGUCACAAAGCCGACAUCUGCGAUUGAGGCUAGCUGGACUUGAGGGCAAGAUUGAAGAGCUGGAGGAAAGCAACACGCUUCUGCAGAAAUCUGAGGAAUUGCAGGAGCUAAGAGAAAAGAUCAGCAAAGGUGAGUGUGGGAGUUCCUCCCUUAUGGCUGAGCUGGAAACUCUCCGGAAGAAGGUGCUGGAGAUAGAAGGCAAAGAUGAGGAGAUAACCAAGAUGGAGACUCAGUGCAGGGAGCUUCGAAAGAGGCUGCAGGAUGAGGUGAAUGUCAGCAAAGAGCUAAGGCUAGAGGUGGACAAGCUGCACAAGAGAAUGGUUGACCUAAAGAAACUUGAAGGUGCUUUUAGCAGGAGCCAGACAGAUUGUUCCAUGCUCCGCACAAACCUGGAGAAAGAGAAACAUGUUGUGACAGAACUGGCCGACGAGCUGGAGAGGAUAAAGGAACGACUCAAAGAACUGGAGUCUGCGGAGGCAAAGUUUGGGAGGGCAGAGAUGAUCCUCAAAGAUGAUCUCAUGAAGCUCAAGUCCUUCACUGUCAUUUUGGCAGAUGAAAGGAAAAAUAUGGCGAACAAAUUGAAACACGAAGAGCAGAAAAGUAAAGAUUUAAGUACAAAAUACAAAGCAGAGCAAUGUAAAGUUAUGGAGGUCACAGAGAAGCUGAUUGAAGAGAGCAAAAAACUUCUCAAAGUCAAAUCUGAGAUGGAGCUCAAAGUAACAAGUAUGACUGAGGAGAAAGACAAAUUAAAAAGUAAACUGACAAGCGAGGAGGAGAGCUGUCGGCAGCUGAACAGGAAGUUGUGUGGGAUGAAAGAAACAAUGGACAAGCUGGAGGAGAUAGAGAGGGCGAGGACAAAUAAACAAUUGGAUGAUGAUAACAGAAUAAAAGAGCUGACACUAGAAGUUGGCAGCCUCAGGAGCCGCCUCAAGCAACUGGAGGUUGUACAGGGUGAUUUAAUGAAGACCGAGGAUGAAUAUGACCUGCUGGAAAAAAAGUUCAGGUCUGAACAGGACAAAGCCAACUCCAUCUCCAAACUUGUAGAAGAAAUGAAAAGUCAGAUGGUCAGGAUCAAAGCUGUAGACAAAGGAGCGGUCACGGGUUCGGAGGUCGAGCUAAGAAUGCGUUGCAAAAAGGAAGAGGCAAAGAGCAGAGAUCUUGAGGUGGAUAUUCAGGCCUUGAAAGAGAAGAUCCAUGAGCUGAUGACCAAGGAGGAUCAGCUUGCCCAGCUACAGGUAGAUUAUUCCAUCCUUCAGCAAAGGUUACUAGAGGAGCAGGAAAGGAGAAAGAGUACCAGUCAAGAAGUGACCAACCUCAGCCAGGAACUGGAAGCCAACAGGAAAUAUAGUCGUGCCUUGAGGCCCGGAAUGAAUGGAAGGAGGAUGGUGGACGCUGCACUUACGUCCACGGCUGUGCAGACUGACGUGUUGGCCAGUGAGUCUGUUGAUGAUGACACAGCGGCGGGCUUCAUCCGAAAGUCAGUCCUGGAAGAGAAACACCUCAUGAACAAUCUAAGGCAGCAGGGUCUUAAACAGCCCAGCGUUCUAGAACGUUACCCACCAGCGUUGGCAGAAGCUCAGGCCAAGAGGUCCUGGAUACCGUGGAUGAAGAAGAGAGAGGCCAUCCCUGUCAAGAGCACCACUCCCGGGAGGGUAAUACUUCCCUCUACUGUGGUGUCCACAUCCCAAAAGUCAGGCCAGCCGCUUCACAUUCGGGUGACCCCUGACCCUACCAACAGCAUCGCCACCUUGGAGAUCACCAGGCCACGAGCUGAGGACUUCUUCUCCAGUACCACCAUCAUCCCAACUCUUGGCCUUCAGAAACCUCGCAUAACCAUCUUUCCAAUGGCCACAGGUGUGACGGCAGAAACCAAAGCCUGCGACAUGCCUGAUCGAGCCAUGUCACCGGUUACUAUAACAACCAUUUCUAGAGCAAAAAGUCCUAACAAAAGUAAUUCUGAGGAUCGCCAGCCUGCGGUGUCCAUCAUUACAGUCAGCACAAGCCCCAUAACAGAAGCACAUGCUUCACCAGAAGGUUGUGGAAUGACCUCGGGCACCGCGUCGGUCAGAAAUUACAACAACAUUGUGACAACAGAGGACAACAAAAUUCACAUCCAUCUGAGGCCCUUGGACAACCGUGAGAUUCCUAUGGGGACAGUCCUGCGCUCCCCCCACCAACCCUCAAGUGGGAGCAAAAUGACCAGCAGCUUAACCAUCACGCCUGUCACCUCGGCAACGAGCAGGCCAACACAGUCUGCGCCUGCUCGGGAGCUUCAGUCAACUCGGGCUACCACUACAUGCCUUCCCUUGUCAAAGGCUUUGACAGUCAGUAGCAAAGUCCCAGGAGUCUCCACGGCAGCGAGGUCAGAGUCACGUGAGAGUCAUCUACUGAAAAUCAAAGUGAGGAAGGAGCCUUCUGCACGCGAAGGUGAAAGCUGAAGCAUCAUGGCGUUCUCUUAGAGUGUGAUUGGCGAUCUGCUGAAUAUUUAGACACUUUACAGCAGUGUUUAAUAUGAAAUGUGGAUGUAUACAAAAUCUCUGGCAGUAAAUAUUAACUUUUUUUAAUCCCGUCUGUCACUUUUAGGUUUGCAGGCACACU
This is a messenger RNA of Nerophis lumbriciformis (worm pipefish), 3556 nucleotides long. RefSeq names its product filamin A interacting protein 1b (gene filip1b). NCBI's taxonomy places the organism in Eukaryota, Metazoa, Chordata, Actinopteri, Syngnathiformes, Syngnathidae. The record is from RefSeq and is a predicted model, not a curated record.